AUCCUCCACUUCCGCCCAAUAACGGAAUUAUAAUGUCUCUAUGGCGGCUCCCAGCAUGAUGACGUUCCAGGUGAACUCCUCUCUACCCACCACCGAGGCUCUAGCCGCCCUACGGGGCUCGAACAGCUGCGGCCCUGACACCUCGGCCGGACACCUCGCCUACCGGAGCCUCGGGAUGGGAGCGGGGGGAGGACGAGCCACCUUCAGACAGAAGCUCCACAUGAGGCGGACACUUCCUGUCACACAGCCGCUGAGCAAGUGCGUAGAUGAGGAGUCCUUCAUCGGGGGUCUCAUGUUCGGAGGGUCGCCUAACAUGACCAAAGAGUCUGAGAAUAAAGAUCCAGAGGACGUCUGUGGGAGACACCUUCUCUUUGAUAACAAAUUAACUUCAGGUGCCAGGUUCGAGAGAACCAGAUCCGUGAUCCCUCCCCUGCUGAGAGACUACCACAGACCGGGCGCCCUGCACCCCCUCAGCCUCUCCAAGGAGCUUUCCCACAGCCACGCCGGGCCGCCCUUCACUCUGGGCUACCCUGAAAGAUACGAGCUGAACCCGAGUCCAGCCAUCCUCCUUCCCUCCACUUUAUUCCUCAAUGGCAGAAACCCCUUCUCAGUUGAAAACUGUAAACUCAGCAGGCCUAAGGUGAACUAUCCAUCCUACAACAACAUAUUGACUGUUAGAGACAAUCACACAAGCCAGUCCUUUCCAGACCCGGUGGUCGGCGCCUCUCGCUCUUUUAUCCAGAGGAUAUCUGAGCUGUCCUCUCUGGAGGCCGAGUCGGCGAGACAAGAAAAGCUCAAGAAAAUGAGGAAACUGAGAAAACCUCCAUCCUGACAAUCACCUUUGUCCCAGUCGCACCGGUCAAGGAUUAAAACCAUUGAGUCUGUGCCAACAACAUCGGAACAAAAUAAAACGUUGAGGGAACCGUGUUCAUUUCAGUGGCUCGUUCUGACGGCUUGUUUAUCCUCAGUGAUUUUAGUUUCCUGCCUUUCAUGGCUGCUUUUCACGUUUUGGGAUUCCUGACUGCAGCUUCUCUGUUCUAGUGACCACACGUAGUAUUUACUGAGGCAAACUGCAGCAUUUGCCCGACAAUAAAUAAUAAAUCCCUUUCCCGUUAUGACUCACAGUACUCUGUAGUUUACCACUCAACAUCCACAAUUUUAUUUUAGCUCUUUAAUGGCUUGUAAUGGCUGUUACGUAAUACUGGCAUAUUUCUCGCUGUAUCAUCAGUAGGUUGCAGAUGCUGUCCGGCUGGGAUCUCAUUACAACAGUGUUUUGAUGAUUGCCGUUAUAUACCAGUUACAAGUUGUUCAGCGAGUUGGACAUCUUUGUAUAUAUUAGAUAGUUUAGCAAAACUAUUAUUGUGCCUUGUAAUACGUCUUCCUGCAAUUAAACAUUUAUUUUUCAUAUCUCAAUCACUUGAUCUCUUCUGUGACCCAUUCUUUUUCUUCC
Messenger RNA from Platichthys flesus (European flounder), 1450 nucleotides. RefSeq lists its product as uncharacterized. Lineage: Eukaryota; Metazoa; Chordata; Actinopteri; Pleuronectiformes; Pleuronectidae. The transcript is spliced from 7 exons. The record is from RefSeq and is a predicted model, not a curated record. The coding region runs from base 41 to 832 and encodes 263 amino acids.